AUGUCGAAAUACAAUGUGGAUAACGGUUUGUUAAUGGAUAGAAAAGAUCGUAUGGCGGCAAAACAAAGCAAAUUACGUUUUCUAUAUAAUCCCGAUGAAAAAACAGUUUUGGGACGUACCGCUAAAAGUUGGGCUCAAAUAAUAAUAUUUUACAUAAUAUUCUACAUAGUUCUUAUGGCUUUGUUCGCAUUUUGCAUGUGGGUAUUCUUUCAAACUCUGGAUCCCAGGAUACCCAAAUGGAAGCUCGACGAAUCCCUAAUCGGAACUAAUCCAGGUUUAGGUUUCAGACCUAUGCCGGAUACCGGAAACGUCGAAAGUACUCUCAUUUGGUACAAGGGAACGGAUAGAGAAAAUUAUAAAUAUUGGGUCAAAAGUUUGGAAGAAUUUUUAGAAGUUUAUAGAACACCUGGUUUGACACCUGGAAGAGGUCAAAACAUAUACAAUUGCGAUUACACGAGAAAACCGGGACCCGGUCAAGUUUGCGAUGUCGACAUACGAAAUUGGGAUCCAUGCACGGCGGAUAAUUAUUUUAAUUAUCACAAAGCGGCUCCGUGUAUAUUUUUGAAAUUGAAUAAGAUUUACGGAUGGGUACCUGAAUAUUAUAACACGACGGACAAUCUACCGGAACAAAUGCCGGAAGAGCUUAAGAAACACAUUUCGGAAGUGGCACGAACGAAACCGCACGAAUUGAAUACAAUAUGGGUGAGUUGCGAGGGAGAAAAUCCGGCAGACAUUGAAAAUUUAGGACCCGUCACUUACAUUCCCAGGCACGGUUUCCCUGGGUAUUUUUUCCCAUUCGAAAAUUUUGAAGGUUAUUUGAGCCCUCUCACGGCCAUACACAUCAGCAAUCCUAGAAGUGGAAUAAUAAUUAACAUUGAAUGUAAAGCAUGGGCGAAGAACAUAAAACACAACCGACAAGACAGGGUGGGAUCCGUACAUUUAGAACUCAUGAUCGAUUAA
Pediculus humanus corporis (human body louse) is the source of this 960-nucleotide messenger RNA. RefSeq names its product sodium/potassium-transporting ATPase subunit beta-2, putative. Gene Ontology annotation, cellular component: sodium:potassium-exchanging ATPase complex. Gene Ontology annotation, biological process: sodium ion export across plasma membrane; intracellular sodium ion homeostasis; intracellular potassium ion homeostasis. Bases 1 to 960 code for a protein of 319 amino acids. Lineage: Eukaryota; Metazoa; Arthropoda; Insecta; Psocodea; Pediculidae. The transcript has 7 exons. The record is from RefSeq and is a predicted model, not a curated record. Gene Ontology annotation, molecular function: ATPase activator activity.